CUCAUGGCAUUGCGGGGGGAAAUCCAUAGGGAACAAAAUAUCAAGGAUGUACUGCUAAUUUAUAGGCUAGUAUUAAUUUUUUCCUCCAUUUCCCCCCAAUUGCCAUUUUCCUCAAUGUAUCUUCAUAGUUUUUAUUAAUCAAAAUGAGGAUUUCCUUCAACCAUUUUUUAGUUAUAUUUUCUGGCAUUUGCGGAAUUACGAUGGGCCCUUUCCCAAGCAGCGUUCAGAUUGGCGGGCUGUUCAUCAGAAACACCGAUCAGGAAUACACUGCUUUCCGUUUAGCUAUUUUCCUGCAUAACACCAGCCCUAACGCAUCUGAGGCUCCUUUUAAUCUCGUGCCUCACGUUGACAACAUUGAGACAGCCAACAGCUUCGCCGUAACCAAUGCCUUUUGCUCACAGUAUUCACGAGGGGUAUUUGCAAUCUUCGGCCUGUACGACAAGCGUUCUGUGCACACGCUGACAUCAUUCUGUGGAGCCCUACACAUCUCCCUUAUAACCCCCAGUUUCCCCACUGAAGGAGAAAGCCAGUUUGCACUACAGCUUCGCCCAUCUAUACGAGGAGCACUUCUUAGCCUCCUAGGCCACUAUGACUGGAACCGCUUUGUCUUCCUGUAUGACACUGACCGUGGGUAUUCGAUACUUCAGUCCAUCAUGGAAAAGGCUGGACAGAAUGGUUGGCAAGUCAGUGCUAUCUGUGUGGAAAAGUUCAAUGAUGCAAGUUAUCGUCAACUUCUUGACGACCUAGACCGCCGGCAAGAGAAGCUGUAUGUCAUAGAUCUGGAAGCAGAAAGACUGACAAAUAUGCUGGAACAGAUUGUGAGUGUUGGCAAACAUGUUAAGGGCUACCAUUACAUCAUGGCCAAUUUGGGCUUUAAGGACAUCAAUCUGGAGCGCUUCAUGCACGGUGGAGCAAAUGUGACUGGCUUUCAGCUAGUGGACUUCAGCAAUCCCAUGGUGAUUAAGCUCAUGCAACGCUGGAACAAGCUUGACCAGCGGGAGUACCCAGGGUCUGACACCCCCCCGAAGUACACAUCUGCACUGACAUAUGAUGGUGUGAUGGUGAUGGCUGAAGCCUUCCGGAACCUGCGCAGACAAAAAGUGGACAUCUCUCGAAGGGGAAAUGCUGGAGAUUGUUUGGCCAAUCCUGCAGCACCAUGGAGCCAGGGCAGGGAGAUGGAACGAACCCUGAAACAGGUCAGACUACAAGGAUUAACAGGAAAUGUGCAGUUUGACAUUUAUGGCCGCAGAGUUAAUUACUCAAUGGAUGUCUUUGAACUAAAGAAUAACGGUCCAAAAAGGAUUGGUUAUUGGAAUGAUGCAGACAAGUUGGUUCUGAUCCAGGACCAAACUCUUCUUUCAAAUGACACCUCUGGUAUGAACAGGACUGUCAUUGUGACUACUAUUAUGGAGGGUCCAUAUGUUAUGCUGAAGAAGAAUUGGGAGUUGUAUGAAGGUAACGACCGGUAUGAGGGGUACUGUGUGGACUUGGCCUCUGAAAUUGCCAAACAUAUUGGCAUAAAGUACCAGAUUUCCAUAGUACCUGAUGGGAAGUAUGGUGCCAGGGAUCCAGAGACAAAGAUCUGGAAUGGAAUGGUUGGGGAGCUGGUGUAUGGGAGAGCGGAAAUUGCUGUAGCUCCAUUGACAAUUACUCUGGUUCGAGAAGAAGUAAUAGACUUCUCUAAGCCUUUCAUGAGCUUAGGUAUCUCCAUUAUGAUCAAGAAGCCCCAGAAGUCCAAGCCGGGUGUGUUCUCCUUCCUUGACCCUCUGGCCUAUGAGAUCUGGAUGUGUAUCGUGUUUGCCUACAUCGGCGUUAGUGUGGUGCUUUUCCUCGUCAGCCGCUUCAGCCCAUAUGAAUGGCACACUGAGGAGCCAGAGGAAGGCACUGACGGUCUGCCAAGUGACCAGCCCCCCAAUGAAUUUGGGAUCUUCAACAGUCUCUGGUUCUCUCUGGGUGCAUUCAUGCAGCAAGGCUGUGAUAUUUCUCCGAGAUCUCUCUCUGGGCGAAUUGUGGGUGGAGUCUGGUGGUUCUUCACCCUCAUCAUUAUAUCCUCAUACACUGCCAACCUGGCUGCUUUCCUGACAGUUGAGAGAAUGGUUUCACCCAUUGAGAGUGCUGAGGAUUUGGCUAAACAGACGGAUAUAGCCUAUGGCACAUUAGACUCAGGGUCCACAAAAGAGUUCUUCAGGAGGUCAAAAAUAGCUAUAUAUGAGAAAAUGUGGACUUAUAUGAAGUCUGCUGAGCCUACUGUGUUUACCAAGAGAACCGCAGAGGGAGUCGCACGAGUUCGCAAGUCCAAAGGGAAGUAUGCCUUCCUAUUAGAGUCUACCAUGAAUGAGUACACGGAACAGCGGAAGCCCUGUGACACAAUGAAGGUUGGAGGCAACCUGGACUCCAAAGGCUAUGGAGUGGCAACACCCAAGCGUUCACAGUUAAGAAGUGCAGUUAACCUGGCAGUUUUAAAACUGAAUGAACAAGGCCUGUUGGACAAAUUGAAAAACAAGUGGUGGUACGACAAAGGCGAGUGUGGCAGCGGUGGAGGUGGUGAGAAGGACAAGAGUUCUCAGGCCCUAAGUCUUAGUAACGUGGCGGGAGUGUUUUAUAUCCUGGUGGGGGGCCUGGGCCUGGCCAUGCUGGUGGCUCUCAUCGAAUUCUGCUACAAGUCCAGAAACGAAGCCAAGCGAAUGAAGUUGACCUUCACAGAGGCAAUGCGGAAUAAAGCCCGUCUGUCAAUAACAGGAAGUGUUGGUGAGAAUGGCCGAGUCUUGACUCCAGACUGUCCAAAGGCUGUGCACUCUGGGCCCACUGUUCGACAGACCUCUGGAUUGGCUACAGUCCCCUCUGAUAUGCCAUGAAGACUUAAACUAUUUAAGUGCCUUACCCACAUCAGUAUGCCAUCAAUAAAUAUAAACCGAACUGAAACUACCCUACAAAGCAUAGAAUUUAAAGGUAGUUAACAGUAAAAUGUACGUAGUAAAAUGUAUGUAGCAGGUGAGAAUCUGAUAGAUUUUGAAAAUAACUUCUCACAAUUAUGGUGUACCCACAUUUCAACACCCAAGAAAUGCCAAGAAAUAACCACAACUGCAAACUUGAAACACAUGCUCAACAUUUCUUGCAGUAACUGGAGAAUGAUAUGCCAUCUGUCAUUGUCAUUGUUCUGUUUUAGUUUAUCUCACAUCUGAGAACAUGCAGACUUGAAGUAGCAAGUACUCUGCGCAAGAACAAGCCACAGCUUGUAAUAUUUGGUCAUAUUACAACUGAAAUGUUACAUUGUGAAUAUUCCUUGUACUUUCACUGUGGUCCAAAUGUAAGUCUCUUUCUUUAUGUACAAUUAGCAAAAACAAAUUUAUCUAACUACAUAUAAUUUUAUAUCUGGUUUCUACUAUAAUGUGCAAUGUUGUUUCAUUGCAAAUAAGACAUAUUGUUCAUGUUUAGAAUGAGCUUUUUCUAUAAUUUUAUCAGACAUUUGAAUAUUUUUUGGAAAUGAGUAGAUCAGAUCAAGUGUUUCUUUUAUUACCAAUGCUGUUACCUUUUUAACAAAUAUAAUGUAACUUUUCUCCAUAAAAAAGUGUUUAGCACAAUAGCUUUAUUAUUGUAUGCCAAAUAGUACUCAAUCUCUUGAGGUGAUGUCAUAAUACCUGUCAUCACAAACAUAUUAUAUAAAUGUAAUAGAAUGAAGUAGAAAUAAAAUUCCAGUAUCUGGAAUAAAAAGCAACUUUUAUAAGGAUGCUGCACAUUCCUUGCUCUUUGUGAGAAAAAAAAGACAAGCCAUCAACAAUGUUGCUUCUGUGCACAAGGGGAGGGGUGUAUUUCAUUAGCUGUUCAGAUAUCAACAACAUUCUACCAAGACCUCACAUUAAACUUCUAAUUGUCACACUAACAUUUCAGUAGUAUUAUGACCAGAUUUUUUGCUUUUUUAAAAACAGCCUUUCUUUGUUCAGAGUAAUCUUUACUUCAAGUUUGCAUUGAAAUGUAGGAAGUUUGCUUUAUAGUUCACCUUUAGUAUCUGCUAUUCAAUUGAGAUGGAAUGUCCCUUGAAUGAAAGUCCAGUGGAUAUCAAUCACAACAAGAAGGUCCAACAUUAUCUGAAUGUGUCGUAAUGAAAACUAACUCAAUCUUUAGCAAAAAUAAAGAAUAUAAAUGGGCUUACAUUUGGGUUUACAGUGAGGGUCAGCUACAGAGUUGUUUGACUCAAAGUUAAAGAUUAUUUGAAUAUUUGUUGUAUAGCUAGUGAUAGUUUACCAUCAAUUAAGCAACAAUUAAAAGUGUUGCCAAAUGGAUUCAAAUGCAACAGAUUAAAAUGUGGUAGAUAGGAUAUUGGCAUUCAUAUUAAUAACAAUACAAUAAUACAAGCACUAUAACUGGCCAUACUGAAGAAAUGGUAUUCUUUGAGAACCUAAUGUUUUGUAUAUAGGGAAAGAAACAGCGAUCUAUUUCAUCUUUAAAUGUAAAUAGCUAAAAUGAAAUAAGUUGAUGUAAAAACCAUCAUUAGAAAAUACUUUCAUGCAAUAAUGGAUAUAAACUAAAUGCUUUAUUUAUUCAUAUAAGUUUACAUGUGGAAUUUAAAACCAUUAAUAAUGGGCUUUUUAGGCCUUCACCACUCGUAAUUGAGUGCUUCCAUUCUGGGCAAUAAAAUAUGUUAACGUCUUUCUUAAAAUCUUUAAAUAUGCUCAUUUGAUACCAAAUAGAUCAGAUUUUAUUUUUUAUUUAUAUUGCUUUAGUAGUUCAGAGUGUGAAAAUUAAGCAUUUAAAAUGCAAUAUGAAUGAUUUUUAAAAUGGAAUUAAAUGCAAAGAAUUUGUAUUCUAAAGAGCCAUGGUGUGUGCAAUGCAUUUGCCUUUUUGAAAAACACUGUGUUAACCUCAGCCUUUUGUGUAGACCUUCUGAAUACUAGAUCAGUAUUGUGUGUCUUUCAGAGGAAGCAAUCCAGGAAAAGUUAUUCUGAAAAGAAGACUAGAAUUCUUUGAUAAAUGGAUGGUCUCUUUUUCAGGACAACAUAGAAGCCCUUACCCACUGUAAUCCAUAUGACCUAUUUGUAUAUGAUUCCAGGCAUGAUUUUCCUUAGCCAAAUGAAGAUUUUUUUUUAAGUACAAUCAGUUUCCCCCGUCAGUCAUCCAGCGACACACACACACACACACACACCAAAAAUAUCUAACAGCAGAAUAUUCCCCGGGCUCCAAUGGAUACUACAAAAGGUUGUCCUAUUGUUUGAAAUGGUACAUAUUGUAUUUAUUUUGACCAUCUUUUUAUAAUAAAAUAAUAACUACAAACAUUG
Molecule: messenger RNA, 5273 nt
Organism: Alosa sapidissima (American shad)
Lineage: Eukaryota; Metazoa; Chordata; Actinopteri; Clupeiformes; Clupeidae
Product: glutamate receptor 4-like
Exons: 16
Coding region: 144-2855 (903 amino acids)
Biological process (GO): synaptic transmission, glutamatergic; monoatomic ion transport; modulation of chemical synaptic transmission
Cellular component (GO): dendritic spine; plasma membrane; AMPA glutamate receptor complex
Molecular function (GO): AMPA glutamate receptor activity; transmitter-gated monoatomic ion channel activity involved in regulation of postsynaptic membrane potential
Source: RefSeq, a predicted model, not a curated record